Messenger RNA from Closterium sp. Naga37s-1, 1503 nucleotides. NCBI's taxonomy places the organism in Eukaryota, Viridiplantae, Streptophyta, Zygnematophyceae, Desmidiales, Closteriaceae. The record is from the annotation of a GenBank genome assembly.
AUGGCGUGCACCCUUUCGAAUUCCGCCUCCCUGUCAUACCCGUUUCUGGGUGCGACCUUUCACCUCCCACACGCCAUGGCCGCUUCCGUGCAUGGUGAUCCGUCGUUCACUCUCGCUGCCUCCGACCCGCCCCCACCCCUGCCCGGCCUUCCCUUGCGCCAUGUGUCAUAUUUAUACCCCCUCACGCCCCCCCUCGUUUCUCGCCUUUCCUUCGUCUUCUCUCACUCCCCACCAGUCACCAUGGCAACGCCUCACAACCCUGACGACGACAUGACUCUCGUGGAUGAGGACCUCCACCUCGACGGUGAGGAUCUCCACCUCGAAGAGCUCCCCAAUGUUAACCUCCCCGAGCUCCCCACAAGCGACGACGCCCCGGCUGCCGAAAAGGCCUGCUUCGAAGGCCCUUCUUCCGCGCCUGGCUCCUCGGCGUCAUCCUCUGGCAUCCCCACGCCCACGGCAUCUGACUAUGUUGCCCCCCACCCGGGCCCCUCUGCUGCCCCCACCCCUCUCCCCGCCAGCGCCCCUGCUGCCCCGACGGCUGGCGUCCCUCUGGGGGCUGUCAACCUUCAUACGGCCCCGCCCCCCGACGCGGCGCCCCUCCGCAACCUCCACCGCCCGAGGCCCGGGGCCUCUGGCCUUAUGAUGUCGCGUCGCCGCCUCACGGUGGUCACCCUUCUGAUGCCCGAAGCGGGGGCGGAAACUAUCCGCGCGGACCUCAUCGCGCGCAUCUCUGCUAUGCUGAAGCCGCACUUCUUCCGUUGCGGCUCCGUUUCGGAGUUCGAAGCUGCCACCGGCGACCUCCUCCGCGUCCCGCGCCGCUCGUACGCGCGACUCUCCUUCACCUGGCCUUUGGAGGAAAACGCCGAGGAUUUCAAACGCCUUUUUCCCCGCUCUAUCUCCCUGAACUCCUCACGCUCUGUGCUUUUGAAGGUCUUCGAGGAUCGCUUCCUGGACUUCACGGCAGCCAAGGCUGCAGGAGCUGCUACUCUCUCACUCGGGAAUGUCCCCCCGAGAUACACCCCUGACGACAUUCGCGACUUUCUGCUUCACCAGGAUGACCCGGCAGAUCCUGCAUGGCUUGCCGAGCUACGUUUCUUCCACCGCACCAUGGACCCUUACGAGGAGGUCUACCUCUCGAUAUUUUCUGGGAUCCCCCUUCCCCCCCCGGAUGACCCCUCCUUCUCCCGCAUUCCUGCUGUCAUCCCCUUCGAGGAUGACUCCGAUCCCGCUCUGCUCAACAUCUCCUCUCACAAGUGCGGACUGUGUGGGCAUAACCAUCGCGAUGGUGACCACGAGAUCUUUCCCAUCAAGUUCAAGCAACGCCUGAACAACAAGCCCCCCUCUGUCUCCUGUCUACACGGCCCCUCCUUUGUCUCGGAUGGCUGUCCCCCUUUACUGCUGCCUCCCCCCUUUUCCGCUUCGUCGCAUUUUCGUGCACCUUUCCUCGCGACCCUUCCCCCCGCCCCCCCCAUACCCUCCCUCCCACCUCUCCUUCUCUCGUGA